Messenger RNA from Oryzias latipes (Japanese medaka), 1810 nucleotides. RefSeq lists its product as uncharacterized. The record is from RefSeq and is a predicted model, not a curated record. Lineage: Eukaryota; Metazoa; Chordata; Actinopteri; Beloniformes; Adrianichthyidae.
GCAACACAGGCUUGUCUCCUUGGCAACCUGGAAACGCUCGAACUGACGUCCCAAGGAUUUGAUUCUGUUAAAUCUCAGCGAGUUAGCAGUGUGUUUUCACAGCCAUGUCCAGCAGCUGCAGGCAGAAGCAGGGUUUCCACAGACGGCUCCAAGCUGCAGGAUCCACUCAGAAGGCUGAUCUCCUGACCUGCCCCACGGGUCACCCAGGGCCCGGCAGCCCGAGCCAGAGCCAACCCCCCAAAGGGACGAAGCCUUAUAGUGAGAGGACGACCCAGGGACGGGAAGACACUCCAAACUCCCAGAAAUGGAAAAAGACACAGACCCUAACCUGCGAGAAGAAGAAGGAAGUAAAAAAGCAGGCUUCCAACUCUACUAUAGUGGAUUCGGAGGUUUUGAGGUCAAGGAAAAACGAGGCCAAAUUUACGUCACCGCAUUCACGCACUACAGAAAACACACAUCCAGGUAAGAAUGGCAGCUCAGCCUCAUUUUCAGGCCUUCAGGAAGAAGCCUCCUCUUCAUCCAAACAACCCAAACAGUCCUCCAUCCAGGAAGGCCUGAGCUCUGAAGCCUUUGACAGGCGACCUCUGGCCCAGCAGAACAUCUGGGCGGGCGGAAAGCUUCAUGAGAGCAAACUGAUUAAGAAACUGAAGUCUGUGCAGAGCUGGCCCAGCAGAGACCGCCUCUCCGUGUGCGGUGACGUCUUUGAUGAUGUAUGUGAAGGCUUGCCAUUAUUUGGACGCAUCCUGAGGGAAAUUAAGACUGAAUAUGAUUUAUAUGUCAACCACUUGAUGGCCUCCCAGUCCCCACAGCACAACAUGCCGAUGAAUGCUCUGGUGGAAGAUAUCGGUCGCAGCAAAGUGAGAGAAAAGGAGCUGGAGGAGGCUGAGAAAGAGGUUUGCAGGCUGGAACAGCAAGCCACGAGAUCUCUGGAGGAGAAUAAACGCCUCAAAGUCCAACACGAGUUGCAGAACAUUCCAGCCACAACAGGCCCAGAGGACAGAACCUCAGCGGAUGCGUCUGUGUGGGAGAACGCCGCGCUCCGCUCCGACGUCAGCAGCUCCAAAAGGCUGCAGGUGCUGCACGUGGCCAAGGAGGUCCUGCAGUUAGAGGAGGAGGUUCAGGAGAAGCUGGUGUCCAGGGUCACGACCUCUGCAGCCGAGCGUCUCCUCCAAGAGUUAAAGGCCGAGAUAAUGACACUGAUAGCUUCAAAUCACCGUUUAAGGACAAUGAACCAGGACCUUGAGAUCAGACUCCAUGCAGUUCUGCAGAAAGAGAAAGGAAGCCAGGCCACAGGAAGGAUGUUGUGGGACCAAAUAUAUGAAGACCUACACCUGCGAGAAACUCCAAAUUGCAGCUCGGAUGACUGAACCCUACAGCCCCUCACACCCCUAACUUAACAUUACCGGUGCAACCAAAAUGGGCAGCAAUAUCGGAGCCAACCAAGCGUACGGUUUUGAGAGGGAUGGCAGCUCGGAUGAGGAAAACAAAGACGAAUGUGGAUCUAUGGAGCGGAGCAGGGAGCCCAGCAUAUGUGCUUUGUCACAAAUCUGAUCUUUUUUUAAUUUGUAUUUUUUUAUCAACUCCUGAUUCACAAUGAUUUGAACAAAUCGAUUUAUCGAUUUUAUUGAUUUUAACCACUAUCACCAUUUUAUAUGUGUGCUGUGUUUUAUUGUUCCAUACUUGACACUGUUUUUAAUACUGACUUUGUCUCAUAUUAAUUGUAUAGCACUUUGUAAUCUGGAUUUCGAAAAGUGCUAUAUAAAUAAAGUAUAUUAUAAAAAAUAAAGUUUAUCAUAAAUAAAUACUGGGA